GUGGCCUCGCUGAAGCCCGACAGACAAGAGAAGCAUCAACCUAUCAUGCCUGAUUCGAAGAACCUCAUCCCGCGCAUGCAGGCUAAGGGACCGUUCUCGGUCCCGGUGCCUGGCGCAACGGCCGCACCGGGCGAGACGGUUCCUCGCCGCCACCCCGAUGCCGCCACCGAACUCUUCACUAGGCCCUCUCCCGACGUUUCCACGACCUGGGAGCUGGUCAAGUACAGCGUCGAGAAGUUUGGCAACGCCAAGUGCGUCGGCUCCCGCCGGCUCGUCCGCACCCACCAGGAGACCAAGAAGAUCAAGAAGAUGGUCGAUGGUCAGGAGCGCGAGGUAGACAAGCAGUGGACCUACUUUGAACUCUCCGGUUACGAGUACCUCACAUACAACGAAUACUACCGCCUGGUCGUCCAGCUGGGUGCCGGUCUGCGCAAAGUCGGACUCGUCGCUGGAGAUCGUGUUCACAUUUACGCCGCCACCAGCCAGAACUGGCUCGCCAUGUCACACGCGGCCGGCUCGCAGUCCAUGGCCAUUGUGACCGCUUAUGACACGCUUGGUGAGGAGGGACUCCGACAUUCCAUGGUGGCCACCAAGGCCAAGGCCAUCUUCCUUGACCCCCACCUGUUGCCCACCCUCGGCAAUGUGCUCAAGGAUGCGACCGACAUUACCCACGUCAUCUGGAACACCCAGAACAAGGUCAAGCAAGAGCACAUUGACAAGCUGAAUGAGACCUACCCCAACGUUACCGUCUUGAGCUUUGACGACCUGAAGAAGCUUGGCGAGGAAAACCCGGUCGAUGCCGUCCCGCCCAAGACCGAUGAUCUUUGCUGUAUCAUGUACACAUCUGGAUCCACCGGAACCCCCAAGGGUGUGCCACUGAAGCACAGCAACGUUGUUGCUGCUGAAUUUGUUCCGCCCGAUGUAGUUGCUGGAGUUAGCGUUGUCGUUCAGCCCUAUAUUGGCCCUGGCGAUGGCCUCCUCACCUACCUGCCCGCUGCCCACAUUCUCGAGUUUGUUUUUGAAAACUCUGCAAUGUUCUGGGGUGCUACGAUGGGUUACGGUAACCCCAAGACUCUUUCGGACGCUUCGGUGCGCAACUGCAACGGAGACAUAAAGGAGUUUAAGCCCACAGUGCUUGUCGGUGUUCCGGCCGUGUGGGAGAACGUUAAGAAGGGAAUCAUCGGCAAGGUCAACGCCGGCAGCCCGGUUGUGCGCAACCUCUUUUGGGGUGCCAUGUCCAUGAAGAACAAUCUCAUGGGCAUGAACCUGCCCGGCUCCGGCAUCCUUGAUGCCGUUGUUUUCAAGAAGAUCAAGGAGGCCACUGGCGGCAGGCUCAAGAUCUGCUUGAACGGUGGUGGCCCCGUGGCCAAGGAGACGCAGCGUUUCCUUUCCAUGGCUAUCUGCCCUAUGAUCAUCGGCUACGGCCUUACCGAGACGACUGCCAUGGGCACGCUGCAGAACCCCAUGGAGUGGUCAACCGACACGAUCGGCGCGAUGCCGGCAUCCGUCGAGGCCAAGCUGGUCGACUUUGCGGAUGCAGGAUACCACGUCACAAACAAGCCUAACCCCCAGGGCGAGGUUUGGCUGCGUGGUCCCACGGUAAUGUCUGGAUACUACCAGAACGAGAAGGAGACGGCCGAGGCCAUGACUGCCGACGGUUGGUUCAAGACGGGCGACAUUGGCGAGUUCGACAGCAAGGGACACUUAAAGCUCAUUGACCGUAAGAAGAACCUGAUUAAGACGCUCAACGGCGAGUACAUUGCACUGGAGAAGCUCGAGUCGAUUUACCGAUCGGCACCCGUCGUCGCCAACAUCUGCUGCUAUGCAGACGACUCACAGGCCAAGCCUGUUGCCCUGAUCGUGCCCGCCGAGCCUGCCCUCAAGAAGCUGGCAGCCUCUGUUGGUGCGAAGGGUGAGACCCUCGAGGAACUCAUCCACGACAGCAAGGUCAACGCGGCUGUGCUGAAGGAGAUGCAGAAUGUUGGUCGCCAGGGCGGUCUGGCCGGUAUCGAGAUCAUCGAUGGCGUCGUUUUGUCAGACGAGGAAUGGACACCGCAGAAUGGACUUGUCACAGCUGCGCAAAAGCUUAACCGCAAGGGUAUUAUCCAAAAGUACAAGAAGGAGGUCGACCAGGCUUAUGGCAUAAAGAAAUAA
This is a messenger RNA of Pyricularia pennisetigena, 2154 nucleotides long. RefSeq lists its product as uncharacterized. Gene Ontology annotation, biological process: long-chain fatty-acyl-CoA metabolic process; long-chain fatty acid metabolic process. NCBI's taxonomy places the organism in Eukaryota, Fungi, Ascomycota, Sordariomycetes, Magnaporthales, Pyriculariaceae. Gene Ontology annotation, cellular component: plasma membrane; lipid droplet; endoplasmic reticulum. The record is from RefSeq and is a predicted model, not a curated record. Gene Ontology annotation, molecular function: long-chain fatty acid-CoA ligase activity. The annotation marks the transcript as partial. The transcript has 3 exons.